GACAUAACUCUUGACAUUGUACGCCUUCCUAUAAUUAUGUUACAUUUUUGUUCUCUAAGCUAAGCUGAAACUAGCUAGCUAAGCUAAACAAGAUGGUAAAGUGCUACACUCUACUCCUACUCUCUGCUCUGUUGGUAUCGUCCAUGAGCGCACCAGCUCCUGACACUGACACUGGAGGUGAGGAGAAUGACCAGGACCAAAGAAUAAUAAACCCUCGACUAAAUCCCAUAUCUAAAAGGAAUUUCGUUCAACCGCUUAUUAAGAAGUUUUCUAACUUCUUAGAGGACUUGCCUCUCGACCAACUGACGCUUUUGGAGAGUGCCAAAGACAUAUCAGAAUUUCAAGGGAUAUUGGGAGCAUUAAUCCACGAUGACAAUAAAGAUGGAGAAAAUGUGUUUGAUAUGAUUGAUCAGCUCAAGAAUCGCUACACAAUGCUUCACGGCAUCGUAAGAGGAUUAAUUGCGAAGACUGGAAAGUCUAAUCCUGUCUCUGGAAAUGAACCAAGCAGUCAGAACGAAAGGCUUCAUCCUGUCUCUAGAACCGAAGAACCAAGCAAAGAACCUUCCAGUCAAAGCAAUGGCCAGUCACCAUCGAAACUUGAUGGAGCUGUUGAAAAGAUAGUUGAACAGCAAUUGAUGGCUGCUAUGAAAACCCUGCCAGUAGAAGACGUCGAAAAACUUCAGAAUAUGUUGGCUGAAGGAAAUGAUCCUUCUCAAAUACUGAAAGGACUACAACCUGCAUUCCCUAAACUUACCGAUGAAUUGAUAAAAGUUGCCGUUAAAUAUUCAUCCGAGUUGAAGGCUGUAAUUGAUCAAAUUACCUUUGAAGACAAACUGGAAGCAGCUGCCGCAACUGCUCAGCCAUCUGAACUAUACGAGGCAGAGAAAGAAGAUUUUGUUAUGGAGGAAGAAGUGGAGAAACCUACCAACAGUGGCAGUCCACAAGAAGAGACAACUAACUAUGGCGACCAUGAACCCAGGCCUUGGAACAAUGGCUAUAUAUAUAAUGAGGAGGAGGACGUAAAGGCAGAUGAAGUGAGUACGGAUUACUACAGGCCUGAACAACUAAAUGUGGAGAAGGAGGACGUAAUGGUAGUUGAAGACGAGGCCCAAGAUUACUUCAGUGAGCCAACUGCCAGCCCCAAAUCUACCAACCUUGAGAAGCUACCUAAAAUGGCUGGACCAAAUCUUUUAACUGAAGGACAAUCUCACAGCGGUGAAAUAGGAAAACCUAUUCACAAGUUUGGGAGGAUAUUCGACGCGAUGACACUCGGCGAUCUCAAGCUUUUGGAGCAUACCAUCGGAGACAAAAAAGACUUCUCAGAAUUUGAGGGAUUGUUGGGAGCUCUUGCUGACGAUGGCGGUGAAGAUGUGUACAGCAUGUUAGACCAACUCAAGGGCCAUUACACUCUACUGCAUGGCAUCUUGAGAGGAAUGAUUUCAAGGAAAGAAAAGCUUAACCCUGUCACUAAAAGUCCUGGAACCAAAGAACCAAGCAAAGAACCUCCCAGUCAAAGCAAUGGCCAGUCAUCAUCGCAAUAUCCCGUCAAACCCAAGCUUGAUGGAGCUAUUGAAAAGAUAGUUGAACAGCCCAGUCAAAGCAAUGGCCAGUCAUCAUCGCAAAAUGAAGUCAAAUCUCAACUUGAUGGAGCUAUUGAAAAGAUAGUUGAACAGCAAUUGAUGGCUGCUAUGAAACCCCUGCCAGUAGAGGACCUCAAAAAACUUCAGAAUAUGUUGGCUGAAGGAAAUGAUCCUUCUCUAAUACUGAAAGGACUACAACCUGCAUUCCCUAAACUUACCGAUGAUUUGAUAAAAGUUGCCGUUAAAUAUUCAUCCGAGUUGAAGGCUGUAAUUGAUCAAAUUACCUUUGAAGACAAACUGGAAGCAGCUGCCGCAACUGCUCAGCCAUCUGAACUAUACGAGGCAGAGAAAGAAGAUUUUGAUGUUAUGGAAGAAGAAGCGGAAGAAGUGGAGAAACCUACCAACAGUGGCAGUCCACAAGAAGAGACAACUAACUAUGGCGACCAUGAACCCAGGCCUUGGAAUAAUGGCUAUAUAUAUAAAGAGAAGGAGGACGUAAUGGCAGAUAAAGAGAGUACGGAUUACUACAGACCUGAACAAGUAAAUGAGGAGGAGGAGAACGUAAUGGUAGUUGAAGACGAGGCCCAAGAUCACUAUCUACUACAAUGGCCAACAAACUAUGAUAGUCGUCCUGAACAAGAACCUGCCGGGAGUGGGUGGAGGCAUGGAUCAUGGCACUGCUUCAUGAUAUUCCUCGUGAUUACCACUCUAUUAGGUGUCGGCUUCUUCUGCUGUCAGAGCAAAGACCAGGUCAGAGGACACGAGAAGGCCUCUAUUCCGAACAGCACUGACUCUAAGGAACAGACACUUCACAUCUACAAAUACAAGCCACUGAAAUCAAUCAGCUCAAUAAUAUAACAACUCUUUAUAAACCCCCCCCCCCUGAUUAUGUAGGCCUAUACUGGCUAUAGUUGCUGAACAUUGUUAUGUGCUGUGUGCAUAAUAAAUUAUUUUGUUUUGCUACACAUUAUUUUCUGAAACGCCUGGAAUUAAUUGCUACAACGUUGGUAGCAAAAAUGUUUGCGAAUUUUUGA
Molecule: messenger RNA, 2614 nt
Organism: Halichondria panicea
Lineage: Eukaryota; Metazoa; Porifera; Demospongiae; Suberitida; Halichondriidae
Exons: 7
Coding region: 93-2438 (781 amino acids)
Source: RefSeq, a predicted model, not a curated record